Molecule: messenger RNA, 948 nt
Organism: Fraxinus pennsylvanica
Lineage: Eukaryota; Viridiplantae; Streptophyta; Magnoliopsida; Lamiales; Oleaceae
Source: the annotation of a GenBank genome assembly
AUGUGGAUUUUUGGAAGAAAGGGGCCGUCAGGAUUCUCAUCAUCCACAGCAGCUGAGGAAGUUACACAAGGAAUUGAUGGCUCCGGCCUGACUGCCAUUAUCACAGGAGCAUCCAGUGGUAUUGGAACAGAGACUACCCGGGUCCUUGCCUUGCGUGGUGUUCAUGUAAUCAUGGCAGUACGCAAUAUGGACAGUGGUAGAAAAGUUAAAGAAGCUAUAAUUAAGGAAAUUCCGGAUGCUAAAAUUGAUAUUAUGGAACUUGAUCUUAGUUCCAUGUCUUCCGUUAGGAAUUUUGCAUCAGAAUAUAACUGCUCGGGUCUUCCUUUGAACAUCCUCAUAAAUAAUGCAGGGGUUAUGGCUCCACCUUUCAUGGAAUCUGAAGACAAGAUCGAAUUGCAAUUUGCAACUAAUCAUCUAGGGCACUUUCUUCUAACAAAUCUUUUAUUGGACAACAUGAAAAAAACUGCUCAUGAGAGCCAGAAAGAAGGAAGGAUUGUCAUUGUUGCAUCAGAGGGUCAUCGGUUUGCUUAUCGUGAAGGAAUUCGUUUUGAUAAAAUCAAUGAUAGAUCAAGUUACUACAGCAUUCUCGCUUAUGGACAGUCAAAAUUAGCUAAUAUAUUGCAUGCUAAAGAGCUUUCAAGGCGCCUGAAGGAAGGAGGAGUUGAUAUGACUGCUAAUUCACUUCAUCCCGGAGCAAUUGCCACUAACCUUCUGCGCCAUCACAGUUUCAUUGACGGUGUGGCCAGCUGGAUUGGAAAGUACGUGCUUAAAAGUAUUCCACAGGGAGCAGCUACGACAUGCUAUGUUGCAUUGCAUCCACAGGUGAAGGGAGUGAGUGGCGAGUAUUUUGUCGACAGUAAUAUAGGUAAACCAAGUUCACUGGCCGGUGAUGCAGAAUUGGCGAAGAAAUUGUGGGAAUUCAGCUUGAGUUUGACAAAAUCCGAGUAG